GGGCCCGCGGUGUCUCCUAGCGCAACCGGAACUAGCCGUCGCGGGGCUGGCCUCCCUGGUCUUCGGCGGCCUUGUGGUGGUCUCCGCGCCUCCCCGCCCCUCCUCCCGGCUCUGCCCCUAGGCUAGGUUGCUCUUACCCCGAAGCAGCCGUCAUGAGCGCGAGGCUGCCGGCGUCGUCUCCACCGCGGUGGCCGCGGCUGUUGCUGCUGUCGCUGCUCCUGCUAGGGGCGGGCCCAGGCCCGCGCCCGGGCAGCGCUUUCUACCUGCCCGGCCUGGCGCCGGUCAACUUCUGCGAAGAGGAAAAGAAGAGCGACGAGUGCAAGGCCGAAAUAGAACUAUUUGUGAACAGGCUUGACUCAGUGGAAUCUGUUCUUCCUUAUGAAUAUACAGCGUUUGAUUUCUGCCAAGCAUCCGAAGGAAAACGCCCAUCUGAAAAUCUUGGUCAGGUAUUAUUCGGGGAAAGAAUUGAACCUUCACCAUAUAAGUUUACAUUUAAUAAGGAGGAAACCUGUAAGCUUGUUUGUACGAAAACAUACCAUACAGAGAAAGCCGAAGACAAACAAAAGUUAGAUUUCUUGAAAAAAAGCAUGUUACUGAAUUAUCAACAUCACUGGAUUGUGGAUAACAUGCCUGUAACAUGGUGUUACGAUGUUGAAGAUGGUCAGAGAUUUUGUAAUCCUGGAUUUCCUAUUGGCUGUUACAUUACAGAUAAAGGCCAUGCAAAAGAUGCCUGUGUUAUUAAUUCAGAAUUCCAUGAAAGAGAUACGUUUUACAUUUUCAACCAUGUUGACAUCAAAAUAUACUAUCAUGUUGUUGAAACUGGUUCCAUGGGAGCAAGAUUAGUGGCUGCUAAACUUGAACCAAAAAGCUUCAAACAUACCCAUAUAGAUAAACCAGACUGCUCUGGACCCCCCAUGGAUAUAAGUAACAAGGCCUCUGGGGAGAUCAAAAUUGCCUAUACUUACUCUGUUAGUUUCCAGGAAGAUAAAAACAUCAGGUGGGCAUCUAGGUGGGACUACAUUCUGGAGUCUAUGCCUCAUACGCACAUACAGUGGUUUAGCAUAAUGAAUUCCCUGGUCAUUGUUCUUUUCUUAUCUGGAAUGGUAGCUAUGAUUAUGUUACGGACACUGCAUAAAGAUAUUGCCAGAUAUAAUCAGAUGGAUUCUACGGAGGAUGCCCAGGAAGAAUUUGGCUGGAAACUAGUUCAUGGUGAUAUAUUUCGUCCUCCAAGAAAAGGAAUGCUUCUGUCAGUCUUUCUAGGAUCCGGCACACAGAUUUUAAUUAUGACUUUUGUGACUUUGUUUUUUGCUUGCCUGGGAUUUUUGUCCCCUGCCAACCGAGGAGCACUGAUGACGUGCGCUGUGGUCUUAUGGGUGUUGCUGGGCACUCCUGCAGGCUAUGUUGCUGCCAGAUUCUAUAAGUCCUUUGGAGGUGAGAAGUGGAAAACAAAUGUUUUAUUGACAUCAUUUCUUUGUCCUGGGAUCGUGUUUGCUGACUUCUUUAUAAUGAAUCUAAUCCUUUGGGGAGAAGGAUCUUCAGCAGCCAUUCCUUUUGGCACACUUGUUGCAAUAUUGGCCCUUUGGUUCUGCAUAUCUGUGCCUCUGACAUUUAUUGGUGCAUACUUUGGUUUUAAAAAGAAUGCCAUUGAACACCCAGUUCGAACCAAUCAGAUUCCACGUCAGAUUCCUGAACAGUCCUUCUACACAAAGCCCUUACCUGGUAUUAUCAUGGGAGGGAUUUUGCCGUUUGGCUGUAUCUUCAUACAGCUUUUCUUCAUUCUGAAUAGUAUUUGGUCACACCAGAUGUAUUACAUGUUUGGCUUCCUGUUUCUGGUGUUUAUCAUUUUGGUUAUUACAUGUUCUGAAGCAACUAUACUUCUUUGCUAUUUCCACCUAUGUGCUGAGGAUUAUCAUUGGCAAUGGCGUUCAUUCCUUACCAGCGGCUUUACUGCAGUUUAUUUCUUAAUAUAUGCAAUACACUACUUCUUUUCAAAACUGCAAAUCACAGGAACAGCUAGUACAAUUCUGUACUUUGGUUAUACCAUGAUAAUGGUUUUGAUCUUCUUUCUUUUUACAGGAACAAUUGGCUUCUUUGCAUGCUUUUGGUUUGUUACCAAAAUAUACAGUGUGGUGAAGGUUGACUGAAGAAGCCCAGUGUGUCCACUUAAACCAGAAAUAAAUUAAAUUCUUCAUCAACAAAGACCUGUUUUGUGACUACCUUGAGUUUUAUCAGACUUAUUGGCCUAGUAAUCCUUCAGAAACAACAUACUUCUAAGUACACCUCUUCCCAUACACCUGUCCCCACAAAAUGUGUUUUCAACACUAAAGCAUUUGUAUUGUGAUUUGAUUAAGUAUAUAUUCAGUUGUUCUCCAUGAAGAGCAAGUUUAAAUAUAAUGUGCAUUUGUAAAUACAAUAGCUAUAAAGUUUUCAAUACUUCUAAUGGCAGAAUAGAGGAGGCCAUAAUACUGAUGAAAUGCAGGACAGUUAAUUGUAAAUAGGAUUUUCUAGGCUCGGUAGGUGGAAAGAAUUAUUUUUCUUUGAAGGAAAUAACUUUUUAUCAUGGUAAUUUUGAAGGAUGAUUCCUAUGAUGUGUUCAUUGGGGGGAAUGUGGCUUUUAAGAAUCUUGUAUUGGUUGUAACUGUUCAUAUCUUCUUACUUUUCUGUGUUGACUUCAUUAUUCCCAUGGUAUUGGCCUUUUAAACUAUGUGCCUCUGAGUCUUUCAAUUUAUAAAUUUGUUACCUUAAUAAAUAUUGUAAAAACGUCUUCAUUGCAUCAUUACCUAUUGUAUAUUCAAGGAGAUUCUGUAAAUGCAAAUGUAUUAACCAAGGGUGUUUUAAAUGAUUUAUACUAUUUUAGCAGAUUUUAUUGAAUUUUGUUAAUGUAACACUUUCUGAGUUUUAAGCUAAGUGAAAGUUCAGUCUUUUGGGCUUUGUGUCAAGUCUAAAAUAUUUCACUGUGAGGCAAUAACAAAUUUCAGUCAUCAGUAUCUAGUCAGAUAAAUUAUGUAAGUCUAGAACUUAAGUGGGUCUUAUGUUGUCAUUAAGGAUUUUAUAUUGUUUUUUAAAAUACAAUAUUUUUGAUUUUUUUAAAGUCAGGUUUUAGGAUCUAUUCAUUAGCAGUGACUAGAAAAUCUUCGUCUUUAUGAUUACAUUGUUUUAAUUUGCAUUUGACAAAUAAUUUUUUAAGAGUUAAAAUCACUUUUUCACAUUCAUCAGACUAACCAAGAUCUUUUUAUGUGGAACAUAGAAAUUUGAAAUUAUUUCAGAGAUACAAGUCUGCUUAUAUCUGUGAGAAUAUUCCUUUGUAUUAAGGGGCUCACUGCUUGCUGCUUAUGAGAACAAAUCAGACAUUGUCAUUAAACCUAUAACUAAAAUUAUUAGCUGUUGUUUAUAUGUUUCUGGGUUCUUAUUAAAUUGUUUUACAUUACUAUCUUUUAAAGAAAAAAAAAAAAAAACCUGAAGAGAGAAGGAACUCUAGUUAAUUUUAAACUCUCACAUGUAGGAUAUAAAAUAUUUUUAAUUUAUUUUUUGUAUCUUUUGCAGUGCAACUACUGAGAUAGUCUGGUUUUGACCAAACAAAGGACAAGUUUUAUUUAGACCCUUGAUUCAGACUUCAGGUUAGUUUUAUUGGAUCAAAGUUAAGCUUCCUCUCUGUAUAAUUAGCAAUUAAAAAUAGUCAACUUUA
Messenger RNA from Sciurus carolinensis (gray squirrel), 3685 nucleotides. It is a transcript of the gene Tm9sf2, whose product is annotated as transmembrane 9 superfamily member 2. The coding region runs from base 153 to 2144 and encodes 663 amino acids. Gene Ontology annotation, biological process: protein localization to membrane. NCBI's taxonomy places the organism in Eukaryota, Metazoa, Chordata, Mammalia, Rodentia, Sciuridae. Gene Ontology annotation, cellular component: membrane. The record is from RefSeq and is a predicted model, not a curated record. The transcript is spliced from 17 exons.